AACAUAAACAUAGCCACAUGGCCGUAGCGCGUUGCAGUUUCGUUCUCCGUGUUUUCGUUGUGAAGAACGAAAAUACCCGCCACAAUGGGUAGAGACCACGAUAGGAGGCACCAUCACAAGUCGAGUCACAAACGCAAGCGCAGUGAAGACCUUGGCGACAGCGACAGCGGUCACAGCAAACACGGAAGGCGACGCAGCUCGUCAUCGAGGUAUGACAGUAACCAUCACGGUGAUCGUGACAGUGGCCGCGAGCGACAACACAGUUCAACACGGCGCGAUAGUGGUGACUACAUUGACGAUCGCCGCACUGUGCCUAGACGGCGUGAACAACGACACGGCUCGCCAAAUGACACUGACCGCGUCCAACCGAAAGCGGAGAGAAACAGUCGAACUGGGGAACGGAAGAAUCUGUCGCAAUUUCGACACGAACUUUCGCGAAUAUUUUUUGGCGACAACAGCCCUAUCAGCAGAAAUUCUAAGCAAUACGACAACUUCUGGACAUUCCUCAAGAAGUAUGAAGAGCGAAAGCAAAAAACUGCAGUUGAGGCUGGAACUUCGAAAGCUGACCCAUGGGAGUGUGCCGAGCAGUCACUGGGCCUACCUCCAACUUAUGAUCCUGUUCACAAAGUGAACUUCUCCAUAUUCCCCGAGGAGCCCAAAGUCCUCAUGCUUGACGCCGGUGUGCACAUCGACAGCAGCGACGCGUCGCACUCCCUCACCGAAGAAGAUGUGGCCGAAGUUCGAACAGUCUUCCACCUCUACCUCGACUUCCUGCAGAGGCAGAAGUUCCAGAAGCUCAAGAAACUGCGUGAGUUUCAAAAGAACCUGCCCAUCGCUCAGUACAAGGACGGCAUCUUGAAAGUGGUGUCGGAGAACAGCGUCGUUCUGAUUGCCGGUGACACCGGCUGCGGAAAAUCCACACAAAUACCGCAGUACCUGCUCGGCGCAGGACUGGAAGGCAUCGCGUGCACGCAGCCGCGGAGGAUUGCUGCUAUCUCCCUGUGCAAGCGUGUCGCCUAUGAGACGUUAAAUGAGUACAGGACUCACAUUGGUUACCAGAUCCGGUUCGAGAAGCAUCGUAGCAAGCACACGAAGAUGUUGUUCCUGACGGAGGGACUGUUGUUGCGGCAGAUUGCCAGCGACCCCAUGCUGAAGGAGUACAAUGUCAUCAUCCUUGACGAAAUCCACGAGCGGCACCUCACGUGUGACUUUCUCUUGGGCGUCGUGAAGUGCCUCAUGCAGCACAGGAAGGACUUGAAGAUCAUCCUGAUGUCUGCAACCAUCAACAUUCAGCUUUUCUCCCAGUAUUUCUACAACUGUCCUGUAGUACAGGUUCCCGGGCGCCUGUUCCCAAUUCAAGUGCAAUACCACCCUGUCACUGUGGAGGAGAAACGCUCUCGUACGGGUCGUCUCAAUCCGGCACCUUACGUCAAGCUGUUGAGCCUCAUUGACAACAAGUACCCCAGCAACGAGCGCGGCGACCUGCUGGUGUUCCUGAGUGGCAUGAGCGAGAUCUCGGCUGUGCAGGAGGCGGCAGAGGAAUAUGCCAACCAGAACGGCCACUGGAUCAUCCUUCCCUUGCACAGCACGCUUUCAUUGGCUGAGCAGGACAAGGUAUUUGACUAUGCACCAGAGAAGACACGCAAGUGCAUUCUGUCAACCAACAUUGCCGAAACGUCCGUGACCAUUGAUGGCGUUCGGUUUGUCGUUGACUCAGGCAAGGUGAAGGAGAUGAGCUACGACUCGGCCAGUCACAUGCAAAAGCUCAAGGAGUUCUGGAUCAGCCGUGCCAGCGCCGAACAACGCAAAGGCCGUGCAGGCCGAACGGGGCCCGGCGUGUGUUUCCGGCUGUACUCCGAGGCCGAGUACGAGGCACUGGCCGCAUACUCGACACCGGAGAUCCAGCGUGUGCCCCUCAAUUCGCUACUGCUCCAGCUCGUGGCACUCGGGCUGCCUGAUGUACGAAAGUUUCCCUUCCUUGAGCCACCGCCCUCGGAGAGCAUAGAGGAGGCUGUGCAGACACUCAAGGAACAGGGGGCCCUGACCGCGGAUGAAGACCUGACACCAACAGGCCGGAUUCUGUCGCAACUUCCAGUGGACGUCACCAUUGGGAAAGUGCUCAUCCUGGGCUGCGUCUUCCGGCUGGUGGACCCGAUACUGUCACUCGCCGCCGCCCUCAGCAUCCAGUCACCGUUCACGCAGAGGUCGUUUCGAGACCUCGACGCUUCAGCAGCACGCAAGAGCGUGGACUCGGACCACGGCGACCCGUUCACGCUGCUGAACGCGUACCACGAAUGGCUCGCAGCCAAGUCCAGCUACGGCGAAGACACCCGGAAAUGGUGUCGCCGUCUGGGGCUUGAAGAGCAGCGCUUCUACGAGAUGACAAAGUUGCGGAGCCAGUUCAAGAAGCUUCUACAGGAGGUGGGCCUGAUGGAGAAUGAAGUCGAGGUCACGGACAGUGUUGCCCGUAUCCAGCGGCACGGUGAGAUGAAGCAACUGAGAGAUCUGCGGAGGCAGCUGCAGAAGGCACCGAGGAAGAAACGCAUACUCCGUAUCGGGAACUGGGGCGACGAGGAUGAAGAAGAAGAGCAAGUGGACAUCAAGGACGUUGAGUUCAGGCUACAGCAGGACCCGACUUUAGUUCAGGAGUUCCUUCGUCGCAGCCGCAGUUUCGGUUUCCACGACCUCAGCCUGAUGAAGCUGAUCCUGUGCUCCGGUGUGUAUCCUCAGAUCGCCAUCUCGGACGAUCACAAUUCUUACAAACGGGACUCGGACCAACUUUUCCACACCAAGGGCAAGGGAUUCGUGGUCCUUCAUCCCAACAGCGUCCUCGCUCUGCAUGCGGAAGUGCUACGUCUGGAUGACAUGGACGUCCUGACAGUCCCCAACUUCAGGAGUAACCUGCCCGUCAGCUCAAAGCACCAAGUGGUGGCAUUCAUGUCUUUGCUGGAAACGACCAAGCCUUACCUGCUGAACUGCCUGAGGGUCCAGUGUGUCCAGAUGUUGUUGCUGGUCUCUUCUGCCAUUGAUUCCAGUAUGACCAUGUCGAGGUUGGUGUUUGACGAAUUUGUCGAAGUGACGUUUCCCGACCCAGAUGAGGCCCUACAACUCCUGCUGAAGGUCCUCGCCGCACGAAACCUUUAUGAGAGACUGGUCGCGCACAUGCUCGAGGAGACGUUGUCAUCCGAAGACAAAAAGGAGCCCAGCCCCCAGGUGAGGCACAUGCAGAAGCAGUUGAGGAAGAGAUACGAUGCCGUGUUGAAGACGGAGAUUGCCUACACGGUCAAGCGUCUGCUUCCUGCCGAUGUGAAGCACCUCUACGCCGGUGCCCAAGCAUUCCGUGCACUUGCACAGGAAAAUGAAGAUGGCCUGUCUGAAGACCGGUUUAAAAUGAAUCCAAGAAAAGGAGGAGUCUUCAUCAGCGGCUACUUCACCUUUGGGUGCCUGGAAGAAAUCAGCAUGCCCGAGGAGACGCUCGUUGACAAAACUUGCAAGUGCCCCCUUUGCGACUUGGAGCUCCCAUUUGCAGUCAUGGAUGCUGUUCUUCACUUGGACGCUUGCGACAAGGACAACCUAAUCACCAAAGAUGCUGGAAGCUGCCCCCCAACAGAAGAUGAGGUGUUAGCGGAAGACGAUAAGAGUGACCCUUUGAAAAAGGCCUACUUCUGCAAGGAAUGCAGCAGGGAGCUGCGGCUGACACUCCCGGAGAUAUUCCAGCACCGAAAGACCCACCAGUCUACGUCACAAGAUGGAUGAAAAAUCACCAUGCACUCUACCAAAGAAAGACUCACCCAGAAAUCCUGCCGCAACCAUGUCCUUGAGAAUUUGCGGGUUGCCGCCCUGGAAGCGGCUGCCAAACUCCUUGCCCAGGUACUCAGCAAUGUGCUCGGCGACAUCGAUGCCCACUUCGUCGACCAGCGUGGCCGCGCCGACGGGGAAGCCAAAUUUCUUGGUCAAGGAGUCCAGCUCCUUGACUGUGACUCCCUCCUGCACAAGUCCCACACAAA
Rhipicephalus sanguineus (brown dog tick) is the source of this 4007-nucleotide messenger RNA. RefSeq names its product probable ATP-dependent RNA helicase DHX34. Gene Ontology annotation, molecular function: RNA binding; ATP binding. Gene Ontology annotation, biological process: nuclear-transcribed mRNA catabolic process, nonsense-mediated decay. Gene Ontology annotation, cellular component: intracellular anatomical structure. NCBI's taxonomy places the organism in Eukaryota, Metazoa, Arthropoda, Arachnida, Ixodida, Ixodidae. Bases 85 to 3756 code for a protein of 1223 amino acids. The transcript is spliced from 18 exons. The record is from RefSeq and is a predicted model, not a curated record.